UUAGUCUGUUUCAUUCUUCAUCGUUUAAGGGCAUAGCGAGCGGAUUCGCCUUCAAAUUGUAAACAAAUUGCCAAAAAACUGUUAAAUUGAUUCAAAUCAUCGACGAUUGAGAGUUGUGAAUUGGGUAAUGUCAUAUUCCAAUAUUUUACGUGACUUCAACAGUUAAUAAACGAGUUUAUCAGAUCAUAGGAAGCAGUUCAAUGAUUUCGGAGUAGGCUGAUAUAAAAACAAAAAAAGAAAGGUACAGAAUGAUGGAAGUAAGCCAGAACGUUGAAAUGAAGGAUCUGUCCUCAGAAGGCCCUUUAAGGCGUACUCUAUCCACAGACCUCGGCAGUAAUGGUGAACCACUCUCCACCCCUGCAAUUGUCAAUAAAUCGAGUCGGAAGUCCAGGGAUGAAGAUGACCUGUGUGAGCUCACCAAUGGUGUCGGUGCCUCCGACAGCGUCAAAGAGAAGGAGCGCAAUGCGGGCAGCGAUUUAGACGCUUUGCUGGACAAGAUAAGCUCCAUUGUGGAUACAGUCGAUAAGAGCGAGGAAUGCGACUCUGAAUCGACGAAGGAGAAAACAGCUGAUGAGACGGAGGAAAAGCACGCCGAGUAUAGAAAAGUAAGUGAAGCAGAGGUGCGGGAAUCUGCAGAAAACGAAGAUCGCGUUGAGCCGGAUUCCAAAGAGAAAGCUAAAGGAAAAGACAUCGAAGACAUCGAAAAACCCGCUACAGCCGAAGGAUCGACGGAGGAAACCGAAGAUUUGGCCGAGGCGACAGAGGAGUCUAUUGGAAAAGAAAUAGACGCGGAAAAAAAAUUACAAGAGAAAAAUGUGGUCAAGACACAUUCUGUGGAUAACAAUGAAAAAGUCCGGGCUAAGGUAAACAGCUCCUCGGAUGAUGUGUUUAUGGAUGCUCUUGACAGCAUUUCCAGCUCCGAUGAGUUUGAUGCCUUCAGUUCUCAGGACAGCAAGAAGCCCAAGCAAAGCAACAAGCUUAACGCCGUUGAUAAACCAGUUGCAAACGAUCUGGAUGAGAUUUCCUCCGAUGAUGAAGAUAUCCUUAAGCACGAGAAAGUUGAGAACGCUGAUGAAUCAGGAAAACCCAAAGCGGAUAUCAUAGAUUUGGACUCGUCGGACGAGUGUGUGGUUUGCGAGACGCCUGCGGAGGAAGUAGCCAAAAUAGAGGAUACUGUAGAAGUUACUCAAGACAUAGACGCAGUAAAAGAAAAGGAGACUGAAGAAGAGACUAUCUCAGAUGAACACGUAGACAAGGCCGACGAUGAGCCUAUUAAAGCUAACGAAGAGGAAGAAAAGUUAACAGAAGUCGGAAAGGAAGAGCCCCAAUCAGCCGAUAAUCCCACGGAGCUCACGACCGAAGAAGACGAAGAGUCAAAGGUAACUGAAGAAUUUGCAGAGCCCAUGCCAAUCGCAGACGACGAGUCACUGUUAGUUGAAGAGCCCGAAGAAGAAUCGGUGGAGGUCAAGGAAGCGGAAGAAACCGUAGAGGACAAGGAAGCAAAAGAGCCCGAAGAGGUUGCGGAGACGGAAAAGCUUGAAGAGGUUAAAGAUACAGAAGUUCUCGAAGAGGUCAAAGAUACAGAAGAGCUGGAAGAGGUCAAGGAAUCGGAAGAACUGGAAGAGAUUGAGGAUACAGUGGAGCCGAAAAAGGCCAAGCUAUCGAAAGAGACCCAAGAGGACAAGGGAAGAGAAGAUCGGGACAAGGUCCAGUCAACAGAAGAGCCGAAGGAGCCUACUGUAAUCGCAGACGAGGAAGCAAAAGAUCCCAAAAAAGCGAACAAAACGGAGGUAGCGUUGCAAACGAAACGAUCAGCAAACCAGCAAAUGAACGAAACGACUAUUGGUGAUUUGCUUAUGGAGGUGGACGAAGAUAUCCUCGAAAGGGCAGAAAAGAAUGCGAAUGAGGAUGAACCCAAGGCUAUAUCAAAAAAUAAGGAGCCCAAGGUUAAUGGGGUCUGCAAAAAGCCAACAGUUGACAAUGGCGAGGACUUGGAUAAGGAGGUACCUACUGUUGAGAAGGAAGCCAAGGAGUCGGAGUCCGAUGACGAAGUCAUUUUCUUUGAGCCUAUAGAUAAGACCAAUAAGGCUGACGCUUCCUUACAGGAAGGUAGUAAAAUGUCCGAGAAACCUGAAGCUAAAGAAGACGAAAUUGUUCUUGUGUCAGAGGAUGAGGAUGAAGAACCGCAAGCAAAGAAACUGGAAAAGGACCUUCUCCAGAGUUCAGCGAAGGAAACGACUGCCAAAGGACUUCCCAGUGAUUCGCCAGCGGAAUCGGCUGAGGCCAAGGACCUGCUAUUGGACAAUUCCGACAAUGCGUGCGAUCAGUUUGAGAAGUUAAAGACCCACGUCAAGGCGAAGUCCACUGCCACGGAGGAUGGGAACAGCAAUUCGAGCAACCUGUUGCGGCCCGCCGAAGAGGUCGAGGAGUCGGCAUCGAAACGAGUGCGUCUCAGUACCGAUGAGAAGAUGGAUCCCGAUCUGGAGACGGAACUACAAGCACCCCAAAAAACCACCAUCGAGGAGGAUGAUGAGAAGGAAAUUGUCAAGCGGAGCCACGACCACCUAGACAACAGUCCGGAUCGGGAAGAGGAGAUACCCAAUAAGAAACUUAAGACUGAAGACUCCGAUUCGAACAGCUCCUGCGACGGUACGCUCCAAAUUGAUCUGGACGGCCUAGACGACAAGGCAAAGGUUGAACAGGCGGCUUCCCCAAAAAUUGAAGACGUAAAAGAACUUAACCUUGAGCUCAAGCCCGAACCGGAAAUCAAAAAGGAUAUUAAGCCGCUACGUCUGGAGUUCUUUAAGACCUUCCGCCGGACCUUCGACACAAUGACCCGCGAUGAUCUGGAGGAGCUGGUGCUGCAGAAGGUCGUCGAAGGAAUGCUGGUCAAAAGUGAGUUCGCGGACAUCCGUUUGCAGCUGGACAAAUGCGAGAACACGCUGGCCACCUACCGACGAAAGAUCGCCGAGGUGUCCAAGCAGUUCCUCGAUCUGGAGACUGUGCACAAGCGGGUGCUCAAGGAUCUGGAGACCAAGAACUCCCACUUCACGGCACCGGUCCGGAUAACGCGUGCCGUUGGCCUUCAGGUGGGCAUCCCCUUCAAGGCCAUGAAGCCAACGGUCUCUGUUCCGGAACAGCCGCAUUCUGCAGGCAGUAUGUUGGCGCCCAGUGGAACGCCUCCUAAGGCCAGCACCUCGCCGAUGCGAUCGCCAAUGCGGACCAGACCACCAGUGCCAGGUCCGGCUUUUCCACCGGGCUCAUCAUCCGGCCCCAGUUCCAGUACCACUCCGAAUCCUAGUCCCCAGCCGCAGCAGUCACGGUCCACCGCCAACGUUGCUCAAACUCCUGCAUCGUCGACUAAUCCUAUGGCUCCCGUGCGCCGGGGUUGCCUGCAAAAGGUGACACCCCAGCGACCAUGUCCUGCUAACGUCCUACCCGUGCCGCCGGUCAACAAUCAGACCAACGUGCACCGCUUGCAGUCCUCACCGCCGGCAGGCCAGAGAACGAUGCAUGCAUCGAAGCACACCGGAACCACUGCCUCCGUGACGGCCUCGUCGGCCACUUUGGCGGCCAAGGUGGCCGCCAUGAGGAACCGGAACUCAGGCAACUCAUACGUGACGCAGAAGCAGCAACAACAGCAGCAACAGUACCAAACAGCUCGUCCUGGUCCUGGUUCCGGCCUAGGUCCCAGUCCCGCUAAACAGACACCCAAGUGCACGACGACAGUGCGCGCCAAGCAGGCACCGCUUUCCGGUGCCACCGUCUCGGUGCCUAUGUCAUCUGGCGGCGGCAGCGGGGGAUCAGGAUCCGGUGCAUAUGGCCAGCAGCAGCAGCCCAGCUUGGCGCCGGCCAAGCCCAAGGAGAAGGCGGUCAUCGACCUGACGGACGAGGAUGAUGCAGCGGCGGCGGCGGCGGCGGCUGCGGCGGCAGCAAAGGCUGCCCAGGCAUCCCAGGCGCAAAUCGAAGCGAACGCUCGUCUGCGACAGGCGGCCAAUGCGGCGGUGAAGCGGAAUGCCCAGGCGGCGGCUGGGACAAGAGGAGGUCGUGGAGGCGGAAGUGUGGUCCGAGCAUCACCGAUGCAAUUGGGUCGCGUUAAUGCCCGUCAGAUAGUUCAAAAUAAUAGCGGAGGUCAACGAAGUUCACUGGGCUCUAACGUAACCAUGCAGAUACGUUCGGAGAAUACACCGCCGGCUGCUUCGCGUUUGAGAUACUCACAUCCGGCGCCACUGCCCUCAUCGCCUGCCCAGCCCUUCAAUCCCUCCUGGAAAGUGCCGCCGUCGCGACCCGUAAUACGGAUCAGUUUGCUGGACACCGGCAUCGUUAUCUCCUGGACGCUGGAGGACACGGGUCCGCGGUUCGCGGAGUGUGUAACAUACCAGAUCUACGCGUACCAGGAGACGAUCCACGAGCCCAGCACGGAGAGUUGGCGGCAUGUGGGCGAUGUCAACGCCAUGCUGUUGCCCAUGGCCGUAACGCUGAAUCAGUUCCAGGAGAACCAGCGGUAUUACUUUGCGGUGCGGGGUGUGGACAACCACCAGCGGUUUGGUCCGUUCAGUGUACCCAAGACCUGGUCGUAAACGGAUUGCCGUGUUAGCCAAUGGCCUCUUCCUUAGGACUAGAUAGUAGCUUCGGUACCCACAUGUAAUUUAUUUAUCUCAGCAUUUCAAGCUUUUGUUGAUCGCGUUAGAACUUUGUUUCUCGAAAAUAGGAAUUAUGAGUUUAGUUUUAAGUUUUACAAAGAUUUUUGGGGGAAUUCUAAGGAGUUAUAAUUUAAUACGCCUAGCAGCCAAUCCUUUAAAGCAGAAAGUCAGACAGCCACAAAACGAUUGUAUUUUAUUCAUAUUAGGUUAUCACUUAUCACUAAUAAUUAAGUUCAAAACUUACAUGAAAUAAAAUAUAAUACUGAAUAAAUAUCGAAUGGAAAA
This is a messenger RNA of Drosophila elegans, 4928 nucleotides long. It is a transcript of the gene wde, whose product is annotated as activating transcription factor 7-interacting protein 1. Gene Ontology annotation, cellular component: transcription regulator complex; nucleus. Bases 249 to 4580 code for a protein of 1443 amino acids. The transcript has 5 exons. Lineage: Eukaryota; Metazoa; Arthropoda; Insecta; Diptera; Drosophilidae. Gene Ontology annotation, molecular function: transcription coregulator activity; protein binding. Gene Ontology annotation, biological process: regulation of DNA-templated transcription. The record is from RefSeq and is a predicted model, not a curated record.